This is a messenger RNA of Vigna umbellata (rice bean), 2077 nucleotides long. The record is from RefSeq and is a predicted model, not a curated record. Lineage: Eukaryota; Viridiplantae; Streptophyta; Magnoliopsida; Fabales; Fabaceae.
AUGAAAAAGCCCACUCCAGUCUCAGAGCGUAACUCCCAAGUAACUGCUAGUCUCUUCGGUAUUUCCGAUUCUGGUGUUUUCUACUCGCCAAUGGUCAUGUUCCUUGUUCUGAAGAAAGAUAAAAAAAUGAUAUGCACCACGAGGCCACAGGAAUUGAGCUUAACAUGUGAAAUUUCCAAAAAUAAGAUACAUAGUCUUUCUGAAUUUCCCCAAUUUUCACUAACUCCGGUCCCAAAUAAUUUACACGAGAUGUCUGAGUGGGGGAACUUUUUGAAUUACCUGUGUAAAAAAGACAAGGUUGCUCUUAUAAACUUUGAGCAGUACCAAUUUUACAUUCUACCUCCUGCAUUAGUUUCAACAUCAAGCUCAGUCAAUGUUGCAUAUAAUAUAGAUAAUACAGUCAAUGUUGCAUAUAAUAUAGAUAAUACAGGUUCUGUAGAUACUCGUCCAAGGGAUAGUGAAUCAGGUUCACAGUUAGAGGAAUGCGGUGGACCAAAUACAGCUGAAGGUCUUAAGUUUUCUCGAGCUGAAGAAACUUGCAACGAAUAUCAAUCUAGAGUCCCUCUAAAAAAUUUCAUACGGGCAGACCCAAGUUACCUUAAAACUCUUGGCCAGGCUCAUUCUGGAUGGAUUUUUGGUGCAAUUGCUGAGCUUGUUGAUAAUUCCAAGGAUGCCAAAGCAACUAAAAUGGACAUUUUUGUAGAUAUCAUCCAGUUGAAGAAAUCUCGGAAGGAUGUUCCGAUGCUGUGUCUUAUUGAUGAUGGUCAAGGGAUGAACCAUGAUGAGGUUAUGAAAAUGGUAUCUUUUGGGCACAAGCAAUCUCAUAAAGUUGACACGGACCGCAUUGGCAAAUUUGGUGUUGGAUUCAAAACAGGAGCAAUGAGGCUUGGGAGAGAUGUUCUGGUUCUAACACAAACAACUACUUCCAGAUCUCUAGCUUUUCUUUCACAAUCAUUGAAUGAAGGCAAAGAUAAUAUUGAAAUUCCCAUAGUCAGCUAUUGCCGACAAGGACAACGUAUGGAAAUUGACCUAAGUAUGCAGUCUGAAGCUUUGGCAAAAUACAAUUUGAAAGCUAUUAAGGAUUUUUCACCAUUUAACAAGUAUCUUAUUGGUGAAAAGGCAGCCCUGUUUGGUACUGGUACAGGAACACAAAUAUACAUAUGGAACUUGGAUGAAUGGGGAUCAAAGUAUUGUUUAGAAUGGCAUGAUGGACUAAAAGGUGGGAGUUCUUUUCACCAAGGUGACAUUCUUAUCCGAAGCAAGAGGACUCGUUCUCGUCCAGGCCAGAUUAGUCAAAAGGUACCAUUGGAUUACUCACUACGAGCUUAUUUAGAAAUUAUAUUUUUAGUUCCUCGAAUGAAGAUAAGUGUACAAAGAACAUUGGUUAAAAGUCGACCAUUAUCAAAAUUCCUUACUCAAACUAUUGUUGAAACUGGUGACAUCUUGAGAAGGCCAGUUGAAUUAAUUCUUGGAUUUAGUCAAUUAGAGUGGGAGCGGGCCAACUGUGGAAUGUUUUUGUAUUGGCAUGGUCGCCUAAUUGAGGCUUACAAGAGAGUUGGUGGAAUGACUCAUAGUGCAGAUGUUGGCCGGGGUGUAAUUGGUGUUGUUGAUGUGACCAAUUUAAUGGAUGACGAGGAUGGCCGGGUGUGGGUACACAAUAACAAGCAGGGAUUCCAAGACUCAGAACAAUAUGCAUGUCUUGAGCAGUGGCUGAGUAGAAAAGUAGAUGAAUACUGGGACAACAAUUUUGACGCCCUUGAGUUGAACAAAGAUAAUUGUGUCUUCAAACCUGAUCAUGAGUGGGUUCAAUGUGACAAGUGCAGAAAGUGGAGAAUAUUACCUACAGACUUUGAUAGCAGAAAAUUGCCUUUGGAAUGGUUUUGUUAUAUGAAGCCUUUCAAAGGUCAUUGUUCAGAUUCUGAACAGAAGAUGGCGCCGGGCAUAGUUAAUGUUUCCACAAAGAGGUCGGGUUAUGCUUGCUUGUUGAAGGAUUCCAACGAUAAAAAGGUGGAAGGUGUUGGGAAAACCUCUGGCGCAGGUUAGACUAUCUAUCAGAAUAAAGAACGAAAUCAUACUC